AUGAACGAUAAGUAUAGUGACCUUCCGGAUAUAGAGGAAGGACCUCUGGUGUUCGAGACGUCUGAUAUCGACAGCGAUGUAGAACCAAUUGUCUCGUCAAUUGUUGAAGAAACAUCCGAUGUAGAUGUGAAUGAAAUGAAUCAUCAACAAUCAAGAGAUAAAUUUAGUCAUCAAAUUCUAGAUGGAGACAUUAAGAAUUGUGACUUUCUGGGAAACUUGGAGGCAAAGUUCAAUGAAAGUGGGUAUCAUGUGUCACAGGUGAAUGAAACUAUGGAACAAAAGAUUGUUAGAAUAUCUAGAGAAUUGGAAGAGAUCAAAUUUAUUCAAAAUCAAGAAAAUUCUAAAGGGGUAGAACGGGAAAAAAUUGAUAAUUUAGUGGGAAUAUUAGAAAAUGUUAAAUUACAAAAGGAAGGAGUGGAUAAUAAUAAUCAUAUUAAUGAUCAGUAUAAUAAAAGGAUUAAGGGGGUAUUUGAGAUAACGUCAAAGAUAUUGAAUGAGAAACAAAAUAAUACCAAUACACAAUCUUCUAAUAAACAAUCCACUGAUUCUCAUAAUAAUACCACAUUAUUAGAAAUUGAGAGUAAAAUAAAUCAAUUAGAAAAUUAUUUAGGAGUAUCAUUUAAAGAAAUUGAAUCUGGGUUAUCAAUUCAAGAACAGAUCAAUGAUCUUCAAAGAAAGGUAAAUUUGAUAUAUAAUCCGGAAUAUCAUUUGAACCAUGUCAAACAAGAAUUGGAUCAACUCAAUAAUAAGAUGGAAUCAUACUAUAAAAAUCGUCGAUUAUCUCAAUUAAGUUCAAAUAAAUCAAUGGUCCCCCCUUUAGAAAAUGAACAAAUUUUAACAAAUGAGAAAAUUGAACAAUUGUAUACAAAAUUGCCAGAAUUUGAAAAAGUUGCAAAUAUAUUGCCACAUUUAUUGGUACGUUUAAAAUCUUUAAAUCAUGUACAUAAUGAUCUUGGUGGAUGUGUGGGCAGUAUUGGCCAAUUGGAUCACGUCUUACGGGAUCUCAAAUUGGAUAUGAUGAAAUGGGACACCAAUUUAACUCAAAUAAAUGAACAAUUGGAUGCAAAUGGAAAGAUUUUUGAAGAUAAUAAGAAAGAUAUUGAAGAAUGGUUAGAUGAUUUAGAGAAAAGAGUUGGGAAAUAG
Molecule: messenger RNA, 1143 nt
Organism: [Candida] anglica
Lineage: Eukaryota; Fungi; Ascomycota; Pichiomycetes; Serinales; Debaryomycetaceae
Source: the annotation of a GenBank genome assembly